Aphanomyces invadans is the source of this 663-nucleotide messenger RNA. RefSeq lists its product as hypothetical. Bases 1 to 663 code for a protein of 220 amino acids. The transcript has a single exon. Gene Ontology annotation, molecular function: nucleic acid binding. NCBI's taxonomy places the organism in Eukaryota, Oomycota, Saprolegniomycetes, Saprolegniales, Verrucalvaceae. The record is from RefSeq and is a predicted model, not a curated record.
AUGUUCAUCCCGAAGAUCAUGUUCCUGGCCGCCGUCGGGCGUCCCCGAUAUGACACCGAGCGUGGCACCUACUUCGACGGAAAGAUUGGCAUGUGGCCAAUUGUUGAAUAUCGACCAGCCCAACGCAACUCCCGACAUCGGCCGGCUGGAACUAUCGUCGCAACGUUGGUCAACAUUGACGCUACGGUGUACCGCAACUAUGUCGUGGCACAAGUCAUUCCCACUAUCAAGGCAAAAUUUCCUACCUCGAACAAGCGCAUUGUGCUCCAGCACGACAAUGAAACUCCACACGGCGGCGUCACCAACGAAGACCUUGUGAGCUCAUCAACGGACGCGUGGACAUUUGUUGUUCGCAGCCAGCUGCCAAACAGUCCAGACCUGAACGUUUUGGAUCUUGGGUUCUUCUCAUCACUCCAAGCCUUGCAUCACAAGUUGGUGAGUCGUUCGUUGGAUGAUGUCAUUCAUGCAACACUUGCUGUGUUUGGGCUCAGCGGUGGCGAGACACUCGGAAAUGUGUUUCUUACCUUGCAGGCCGUGAUGCGUCUUGUUCUGGAGAACAAUGGCGGCAACUUCUUCCGCUUGCCGCAUUUGAGUAAGGAUGCGUUGCGUCGUGCCGGUGCACUCAUGUCCAACGUUUCCUGUCCUGUUUCGCUCUCGGCCUGA